AUGUCGGCUACCCCAAUGCAAGUUCCGCUUAUUCCCUUUCUCACUCUACAAUCUCUGCUUUUCUCGGGGGUGCCGCACGCAUGGCCAUUAGAGAUGUUCUGUGCGCAGGUUCUCGAAAUUCCCGAGUUAUCUGAAGCACCUGUCCGAGUACUCACGACACUGUUCCAUUGUGGCUCCGAAUCGAACGUCGUCCAGAUGCUCGGGGUUGGCGUUCUCCUCAAUAAACCUAAACCGGCCAUGGACACCGUCAAAGCCAGCACAAACGUAGAGACAUUGCGUGAACAGUGCGAACCUCGUGAUUCUUUCCUGUACAACCACAACGAGAGCCGCCCGAAAUACUCAAGCUCAAGAACAUCGCUGAAAUGUGCCGAUACUACACCGGGCAUUCGGGCGAAUACUCGCUUCUCGGAGCCAAUUGUCGUUGGGUUUGCUACGUUUUUACUCGAAUGCUUACGGGAAUCCCGCCCAUGCUACGGAGGUACCUGGCUUCCGUCUGGAACCGAUCGGCCCACAGCAGAUGUUCGUGCCGCUCAGCUCGCGAAAUCCCAUUACUUGAAGGACAAACAUUCUGCUUGUUGCGGAAGACAAUAUUUAGUUUAUCCGAAUUUGGGAUCUCUGGCCAAGACCACUAUGGGUUGGACUUCGAUUGCCAUAGCCAACUCUAGCCAAACCAUCAGCAAUCAAAGCCCGCAAUGUACAGAACAAGACGUCUUAUAUCGCACUCGUUCUUUGCCCGAGUCGGUCUGGCAGCGAUCUGGUACUGGAAUUGGCCUCGUAACUUCCCUUCGAGAAAAUUCCCCUGGUGCCACAGUGUCUAAAAAUUCAGCUCUCUCAAACUCAACCCCAUCGCGGUCAGAACCUGGGACGCAGAAUCCAAUAGAUCGCAAUGCCACCCAGAUCCCUCAGCCAUUGUCCGCAUCUAACAAUAUUGCUAAUCCGCCAGAGCAUCAGCACACUACGACGCCGCCUGCCAAGAAUGUUGUUUCGCAGUCCAGCGGAGAUGUAUCCGUCACUUCUCAUUGCUCAGGUUGUCAAUGUGCAGGUCAUGCGCACUCUCAAAUCAUGUCUAGCACACCUCAAAAUGGUCCAGAGCCACAUUCAUCCAUACCUGAUUCGAAGGCAGGCAACGCCUUGGACUUGAGUUCACGGGUUUCUUCCAUGAAUAUAGGGUCGGACACAUCUGCCCUGCGAGCUGGGUAUGGACAAUCUACAACUGAUGAGUGUACCUCAGCUACAAGGGGCCGAGUAGUACCAACGCACCGACCAUCCCUCGAUGCUCAGGUUGUGGCUCUCAAGGGAGCAUAUCUUCUCAUCCACUACCACCACCCAGUAUAUCAGGCCCAGCGGUGCCAGGUCCAGUUCGGAAUUCGUUUCAUUCUGUGCACUCGAUGCCAUCAGAACGCAUACACCCUGGCAUUCAUCAACGUGCUGUUCAAUAUGCCACCAGUCCAAAUCCAACACAACUGUUCCAGUCGACACGCACAAUGCUCACCUCGCGCUGAUCUUCGUAAUAAUUCAUCAUCUUCACCUGCCCCUCGUAUGGCGAGAAUUCCUGAUGGCGCUAAUCGCUUCGACACACGGUCAACACUACCCUCAACAUCCAUGCUCUACUUCCGUACUCUCAUCGGCGAAUGGUCCUACGUGCUGCACUGUACAUCAGCACAGAGCAUCAUCGAUAUGGUGGACGCUCGGGAAUGUCAUCAUAUUCAUAACUGCUCACCAACGGUCGUCUCUGCCCCAUCGCGCCCAGUAUCUCGCAACCAUCCCUCGUAUAUUAGGGCCCCUUCACAUUCAUCUCGUGAAGUGCCCCCUACGCCUACUCAUCACGUCGCCCAAGGAAGCUAUCAAGCUACUCGCGCGGCCCUAAUCCUCCGUUUCCGCGAAACUCAGCGAACAGAAGUAGCACCAGUACUCCAAGCACCUCACACUCAUCCGCACGCUUUGCCUUUGCCUCUAGAGUGCAAUGCCAACAUACUGGGAGAUCACUACCGCUCUGCCCCUCCUACGGGUAGUCUGUACAAUAUCCCCGAAGGCCCUUCACAAGUAGGGCUCAAUGAUAAUUGGGAUGCUUCGAGCGAGUCAUGGGUCCCCAUAAAUGAACCUAUGGAUAUCAAUAUCUCCGCUCAGUAUGGGGUCCAACCUGCGCUUUCCAAUCCUGUGCAACCAUCACCUUUGCCAAAUCCACUGCUCACACAAACUUUGGCUACACGCUUACUCAACGUCCUGGGCCACUUUCCAAGAGUCGUAUAUGCCAAACGAAGUACCCGUGAAUUCGCACCCGUGGUUGGAACAACCCACAAGACGACGGUGGACUCAAGAAAACACAACCAGACCGAGGGCAUAUUCACUGGCACCGGUAUCACCUGGUGUACCAAUGCCAGACCAUCAUAA
Molecule: messenger RNA, 2391 nt
Organism: Rhizoctonia solani
Lineage: Eukaryota; Fungi; Basidiomycota; Agaricomycetes; Cantharellales; Ceratobasidiaceae
Exons: 9
Coding region: 1-2391 (796 amino acids)
Source: RefSeq, a predicted model, not a curated record